Frieseomelitta varia is the source of this 3855-nucleotide messenger RNA. RefSeq names its product slit homolog 3 protein (gene Lapsyn). Gene Ontology annotation, molecular function: protein binding. The coding region runs from base 899 to 2005 and encodes 368 amino acids. NCBI's taxonomy places the organism in Eukaryota, Metazoa, Arthropoda, Insecta, Hymenoptera, Apidae. The transcript has 3 exons. The record is from RefSeq and is a predicted model, not a curated record.
AGUGCGAGACGCCGCACAAGCAACAUCGUGUUUCAUGCCGCGUCCUUUUGCCUUUAUAAUCUAUCUUUCCCACCACGAUUCCUCGAUCGUUGUCCUUUGAAGUUUCGUUACACCUUGAGGACUAGUUCCGGGAACGAUCGAAAGUGCGCAACGAACAAAACGGACGACAAGCUUGUUUACGCGGGAAUUGUCAAGAAACCUGGGCUCUCUCAGCUCGGUGUAUUAGACCCUCCGAGCCCCAAGGGCGAAUACUUGGGCAAGAAACGACAACACGGUGAGAGAGAGUUGUGGAAUAUUUCCAAACUGUUCCUCUUCUGCUCCUCAAUUGCAAAGAAUCGUGGCAGACGUCGCAACAAGUCAUCGGACAACGUCGGUUACCGCCGUUUUCUUCUUCCUUCCUGCGUGCAUUGUCCUUUUCCGGUUCGGCUAAUCGUUCCGUUAUUCGUUACGAGAAGAGAACAGUCGACUACAGCGGUCAGUGAAAAGUGUAUCGGCGAAGGGUUUCGGUUGUUGGCUGGCGUUUACGGCCAACCUGUUAGUCAUGUGGGAACGGUAAAAACCGCUCGGGCAGGAACUGUGGAAGAGCAGUUUCUCGGAAACGGCCGUCGGAAUAAAUGACGAUGUUGGCGAAGCUCGUCCCUCGUUGCUGAGCAAGGAUACUUACGCGCUGUUUUUUUUUUUUUUUCGACAAUCGUCCGUCUGAUCGUUGGUUAUGUUUGCCUACCGAUUUCCCGAACGGUGCGUCCUUGCCUGUACACACGAGAUGACAUCGCGCUGGGAAACGUGUUCUCCCGAUCUUUUCAUCGCCACGUUCUAAGGACUGUUGCUGGAGACCGAAGCUAAGGUGAAGCGAAGAAAGAGGAAAUCGCUAACAAAUUUCUUUGUUGAUCACGGGAUCAUGAUUUUCGGAAGAUGGCGCAAUAGAGAAUCAGGGAUGAACGCGCUGCUGGCGAACGGUUUGCUAACGGUGGUCCUCGCGGCGGCGACGAUGCGCGGCACCGCCGUUCUCGGAUUUACCGGCGCGACGCUCGUUAUGGACCAGGACAUCCCCACGAGGAGCCACUGCAAGUACAGCAGAGCGUACUCGAUGAUUCAGGUGCGUUGCGCGAACCAGGGCCUCAGCGCGAUUCCCUCGAAUCUGAAAACGGAAAUUCAGAUCAUGGACGCGUCGGUGAACAGAGUGCGGUCGUUGACGAACGACAGCCUGUCGUCGUACACGAACCUGGCCUACCUCUACCUGGGCGACAAUUUCAUCCAGGAGAUCCAAGAGGGAGCGUUCGACAAUCUUCGAUACCUGAAGGUGAUCGACCUGUCGACGAACGGCUGCGACACAUUGCCGAAAAGUCUGUUCCGCCUGCCCUAUCUGCAGAAGGUCUACCUGGCGAACAAUCGGCUGGGCGACGACCAGUUCAAGGACGUGGCGGUGAGGUCUCCGCUCAUCUUCCUGCAGCUGUCGGAGAACAAGCUCGGCAAGAUACCGCAGCUGGGCCCGGUGCCGACGUUGAUGCACCUGAACGUCUCCGGCAAUAACAUUGUCACCGUCACCACGGAGGACCUGGCGCCCUAUUGCUCCCUCAAGGUCCUCGAUCUGUCCAGGAACCCGAUCAAAUUCGACGCCGGCAGCUGCGAGUGCGGGACGCUGAACGCGUGGCUCCGCUUGCGCGGGAUUCGCUCGCAGCCGGCUUACAACUGCACGGAGGAGCAGGAGAGAGGCGGAUGCAGCGCCAGCAGCAGCGAGUUCAGCAACAGAACGGUGGAGCUGUACGGCCGUUGCUCGGAGAUUCUGCGGCAGCAAGCGGCGACGGAGAAGGCGAGGAACACGUGGAUAUUGAUCGCCUGUUGCAUCGCCGGCUUCCUCCUCUGCCUGUUCGUCGGCCUGCUCUGCGUGCACAAGAGGAACAAACGGAGGAAGAAGAAGCUGAAGGAACAGCAGCGGCUGAACGCCAACAACGCCAACACCGAGCUGCUCAACAGCAAUUUGAAUCAGCCGGAGAACAACACCUGAAGCGCCGCGUAGUGGUCAGCAGCGGCAGUCGUUGUUUUUUUUCGACUACGUGGAAGAAGAGAAAGUACGCUGAGAGACAGAGAGAGAGAGAGAGAGAGAGAGAGCUUGCCCGAAACGAGAGAAAUAACGUGCUAAUUUUCCCCCGGGGGGGAGGAUGUGCUUGCGCCGUGACACGUCGAGUUAAAAACACACUAGUAGCGUGUAGGGGAGAUAGAUCGAACACGCAGGGAAAAAUUUUGUGUUGUUUGACGCUUCGAUACCUCGUGUUUAACCAGGGAAAACUUACUUUCGCCGACUAUCGACGAAGGAGAGGGGGUGAUUUAAACGAAUCGUCGUCCGUUCUUGUCUCUGUGCAAGAUAUACGAUGACGCAAGUUCCACCUCGUGGGAAUGUCAGGCACAUUAUUCUGGCACAUUUCAUUCGAAAAAUUCGCCGGUCGAUUUGACGAAAACGAAGGUCUCCAUUGUAUACACGUACUUACCCGAAAUUGGGAUCGAUCGGAGGGGGUCGGGGGCGAUACAGCAAAGUGGUAAAAAAAAUCCGUGAAUGAAAGGCCAAUAAUGGCCGCGAUCACGAAUUAUUUACAGUGCCGAUUCUCAUCGGCAGUCUCUCCGAGUUUCAUUCGAAAGCCGAUAAUCUCAAAUGUUUUCGUCGCCUUUGUCCUCUGUGUUUCUACGUGCGAUUGCGAAGUUUCGAUAAACGUGCGCAAUCGUUGGAAUCGGCACGAUAUAUGUACGCACGUAACCACUCAAAUGCGUAAUAAACGUUUCGAAAUGAGAUUCGCGAAGAUCGAUCGGAUACGUGCUUUUCAAUCCAGACGCGUGAUUUCACGUCUUAUCGAUAUAUAACAUAUAUAUAUAUAUACACGCGUACGGUGAUAUAAGUAAUUCCGGUUAAAUACGUCGUUCGAACGAUUUUUCGUUUUAUCCGGAAAGGGAGGAGGAGGGACCGGUCGAAUUUUGAGCAAACUAUUCCUUUUAUUAUAUGCGUCGCGUGAUGAAACCGUGUUUUGUAGAUACGUGUAUCCAUAAGCUGUACCACGUGUGUAUAUAUGUAUAUAAUUAUUAUAUAUGCAUAUAUAUACAUACGUGUAUAUUUGCGCAAGCAACGACACGCACACACGCACAUGUAUGUAUGUAUUGUAUGUAUGUAUACUCGUGUUGAAUAUUUAUUAAUAUUUAAUGAAGACGAAGGAAACUUUUUUUUCUUUCUUUUGCUUACUUUUGCGUCCAAAUUUAUACCAGAGACAUUUGUACUUUUUUUAACACACACAUAUAUAUAUAUAUAUAUAUAAAAAUAUAUAUCUCGAUAUCAUCGAAAAUUUAAAUCUAACGUAACUUUGUGCGGUUUUUUGGUCUUUUUAAUAAAAAGUGCCAAAUGUUGUUAGCCCAAUUGUUGUAAGAACUCGCGUGAGUUCCUCAUUUAAAAUCGAAGGAAAAAUUGGAAACGACAGAAACGCCGCGCUAAUGUUUGAAUAUUAUUAUAUACAGGAUACUAGUUCCUAACAUUUGUACAAUUUCCCUUAGUUACCUCUUUUUUUUUUUUAAACGGUAGAUAAUUCGUUACUUAAAAUUAGAGACUACUUAAACUCGCCCCUUCCGAGGCAAAGGGCUACGAAACGUGACAAAUAGUAAGUUUUACCAACAGUAAGUAAAUAAGUAAGUAAGAAAUAAAGCCGCAACAUGCCGUUUGACAAAGAUUCUUUGUAUACAUAUACGCGUUAUGUACUUAAAUCGUAUGUCUAAUGCAUUCUUAUUGAAUUUUCUUUAACUUUUAAUACGUACGAUAUUGUACACAAAAGUGUUACCGACAAUUCGAGGAAUUUCACGAAAUAAAUCUUAACUCUAGUC